GCAUAGGCACUCGAGCCUUUGGAAACUGAGCGCUGAUACAAGUAAUUGUUUGACUGGUCAAACAACCUGAUGCAAGUAUAAAUACCCAUACGCCGUCACACUUUCUCAGACCUCCGAGUCAUGCACUAUUCUCCAUGCAUAAAUAUUUUCCUUUCCAUCCAGGCACAGGAAGGUGACACCGCCAGGAUCCUAGUUCACGAAACUCAACGGAAACUAACCGGAAUCUUCAUGCAGUCGAUCUGAGGAGUUUGUUGAAGAGAGCCAAUUUAUAGCUCACACCCAGAUCUACAAUUACGAAAUCUUUCGGUUUCCUCGAGGUUUCACGCACCCAACAUGGCACUAUUGAUUGCUGGAUCUGUCCACAAAGUAAAAUCUGAUCUGCUCGCCGAUCUGAAAGCUAAUCAGCCUUUCCUGAAAGACCACCAGCGAAACCCAAUAGGAACUAGUAUUCACGUCAACGGCGGUGAUCCAGUCUACCGCCGACCAAAACCAGCGAGGACUUCCUGUUCCGCGCAGCUGCGGGUGGAAGACGUUGGAGGAUUGAAGCGAAGGAGCAAGAACCCAGACAAGUCGCUUCUGAGCUUUCCUUCGGUAGACUUGGGGGAUACCAGCAGUGACGAGCGAGACCCUUUCGCAUUCCAAGACUACCAGUUCCUGUUCCGAUGCCAAAGGGAAGAGGUCAAUCCAGUCCCACUAGAAGUCGUGGAGGGUCAGCUGCCCGUCGAUCUCCAAGGAAAUUACUAUCUGCAAGGGCCGGGAAUCCUCUCGGACGACCAUGGAUCUCGAGUCUCCCCCUUGGACGGACAUGGCUACGUCCGCAAGUUUUCCUUCAAAGAGGGCAUACUGGAAUUCUCAGCCAAGUACGUGGGGACGGAAGCUUGCAAGCAAGAAUUUAACGAGGAGAAAAAAUCUUGGAAAUUCACCUAUCGAGGGCCAUUUUCUUUGCUAAAAAAGGGAGCGAGGUUGGGCAACAUGAAAGUAAUGAAGAACGUGGCCAACACGAGUGUGUUUGAGUGGGCCGGUAAGCUCAUGUGCCUGUACGAAGGCGGGCAGCCUUAUGAGAUGGAUCCAACAUCGCUCGAUACUGUGGGCCUUCUCAACAUGUGUCGAGACACGAAGAAUAUCGACGACCUCACUGCAUACCUGAGCUCCAAGGUCAAGAGGGCAACAGAGAAAGUGUGGGAUGCCGAGCUGCUUGUGAACACUGUGAAAAAAGCCUGGAUGGCAAUGGCGGCCACCGUGUUGCACCAUAUUCUGAGAGGCAUGUUCUCGAUGCCAGAAGAGCGAAUGCUAGCUCAUGUCAAGAUUGACAAGAAGCGGCAGAGGCUGAUAGCAAUCACGUUCCGUCCAGAAGACAUGCUGCUGCCCAAGAGCUCGCUAACUGUAUAUGAGUUCGACAGGUGCAUGAAUCUCUUGCAAAAGCUGCGGUUUACCAUCAAUGAUCACAUUAUGAUACACGACUGGAAUCUGACGGAGAAUCACUAUGUCAUCAUUGCAAACCGAGUGAAGCUUAAUUCUUUCAAUGAGCUUGGCGCUGCCAUGACUGGUUUUGCACCCAUGAUCAAUGCCAUUGCGCUGAACGACUCUCUGCCAUACACUCCCUUAUACCUGCUCCCGAGGACACCACCUUCAGAAAGCUCGAAGCCAGCCAGAAACUGGAGGGUUCCGAUCAGAAUUCCAAGACAAUUUUGGUUCAUCCAUGCCUCCAAUGCAUUCGAGGAAAAGACUUCUGAUGACAGAACACGAAUCCUCAUCGACGGAAGCGCAUCCUCGUAUCAGUGGUUCAAUUUUACUCGGAUGUUUGGUUAUAAUAGCGACAAAAAGAAAUUAGAUCCCAGCGUCAUGAACGAUGCUGAUGCCACCGAACCAGAAAUCGGGAAGAAAGCAGCUAUGCGUCUCAUGAGGACCACUGUCACUCUUCCAGGAGCCACGGAAGACAUCGACGCGGAGCCAGAAUGCGAUUUCCAGAACUUUAAGAACUGUCCCUGGUCCUGUGACUUCCCAUCCGUGAACCCUGCUCUGAUCACCGUCAAGCAUCGGUAUACGUACGUGGCGGCUGCUUCGGGCACGCGCAAAAGGCUCCAACACUUUCCAUUCGACACGGUUGCCAAAGUCAGUGGCCCCGAAGCCCAUGACUCCGUCUCCACCUGGUGGGCUGGAGAGCGAUCGUUCGUAGGAGAGCCCGUUUUCGUCAAAAGGCUCAACGCUCCCGAACCCGGAGAAGCAGGCUUUGUCGAGGACGCUGGCUACUUAAUCGUUGUGCAGCACUCGGCGAUGGAGGAACUUUGCUAUCUCGUCGUGCUAGAUGCUCAGCUCAUUGGGACAGAGGGAGCCUUGGUGGCUAGGCUGAGAGUUCCUAAGGCUUACACCUUUCCCAUGGGCUUCCAUUCGGCUUGGGAAGAUAGUUCACGUGGAGAUAGCAGCCUGAGACAGUGCAGUAGGCAGUGAAUCAUAUGCUUGCACCAUGUACAACAGAAUAAGAUACGUCGACCAACUGGCAGCGAGGCCGUCAAAGAGAGCUUGUAGCUUCCAAGUCCGGUGAAAGUAUUUAAGCUCUAGAGGAUUGUCGACAUGCCCCGAAGCUCACCUAGAAUUUGAUAUCGAGUAACGAAGCCGAGCGCAAAUUGUCAAGUCGAGUGCAGAGAACCACUCGACGAGAAAGAAAUCUAAAACGGCGAUGCGAGCUGAAGGUAGGCGCGGAUUCAAUAUCUUUGUACAAGGGGAUGCGGGCAUGCGCCUCGAUUAGACGGGAAAUCGAAGAAUCGGGAAUCACAGCGCGUUGUUGAGUUCCUUGCAGACAGCAACUCCAGGUAUCCGAUGUAUACAAGGAUAGGUCGUGAAGGUGUGAUCAUCUUAAUCAAUUCUAUUAUGGAGGUUGACUUCAGGAUGUCUGACGAAACCACAACCGUAAGGGCUACCGAAGGCUGUUACGAGAAGAAGAUUGACUGGUCGGUCCGGCCGUAUAGAGGAGUCCGGGUUGGUGCAUAUGAGGUCCGUGAGUCCAUGUUAGAGAUUAUGACGAUCUUAGAGCGGAAACAGCUCAGAGACCAGAGCUUCCCAAUACGCCAUAUAGAAGAGUUCUAUUUUUAGUGGUUGUCGGUAGAAUCCCCAGAGCCGGACUCCCAUAUUAGAUUCUCGUAAGUUUCAUCACGUAUGCUGAACCUCAAAGAGUUGCAUAAUUUCCGUAGAGACAAGCACCAUCGCUAAAAGGUCGAAUUUCUUCAGCAUAUUGCAGGAACGAAUCAGAAAAGUGACAAGGCAAGAUAAUCGAAGAUCAUAGCAAACCAAGCUUCUGUAUUGUGGAAUGUACAUACUCGUUAACGGAGACUGAAGAUAUCUAAUAAAUAAUAGUAUCGUAGUUUA
This is a messenger RNA of Marchantia polymorpha subsp. ruderalis, 3363 nucleotides long. The record is from the annotation of a GenBank genome assembly. Lineage: Eukaryota; Viridiplantae; Streptophyta; Marchantiopsida; Marchantiales; Marchantiaceae.